CCCUGGGUUGGCAUGAAUGGAAGACGGCCGGGGCUGCCUCUCCUCAACCCCCUUGCUAAGAGCCUCCCUCUCACUCUACUGAGGCCCAGUUAAUUAUAACUCUGACCUAAGUGCCCUGUGACGCCACACCCGGGCCAGCGCUGCCCAGGAGACCCAGCAACCAGGUCCAUGGUUCAGCCAUGCUCCCUGUGGAGGUACCCCUGUCCCACCUGGGCCCCCCAAUACUGCUUCUGCUUCAGCUGCUGUUGCCCCCAAUAUCUGCCUUCUUCCCCAACAUCUGGAGCCUUCUAGCUGCCCCUGGCUCUGUCACUCACCAAGACCUGACUGAGGAGGCUGCACUCAAUGUCACCCUUGUGCUCUUUCUGGAGCAGCCACACCCAGGCCGACCACGCCUCCGUGUAGAGGACUACGGGGGCCGGACCCUCCUUGCGGAUGACAUCUUUGCUGCCUACUUUGGACCUGGGUUUUCUUCCCGGCGUUUCAGAGCAGCUUUAGGAGAGGUGUCUCGUGCCAAUGCAGCCCAAGACUUCCUGCCAGCUUCCAAGAGCAAUCCCGACCUGCACUUCGAUGCUGAACGGCUGGUCCAGGGGCGCACUCAGCUGGUGGGGGCCCUUCGGGAAACCCUGGUGGCUGCCAGAGCCCUUGAAUAUACAUUGGCCCGCCAGCGCCUAGGGGCUGCACUUCAUGCCCUGCAGGAUUUCUAUAGCCACAGCAACUGGGUGGAGCUGGGGGAGCGGCAGCCACACCCUCACCUCCUCUGGCCAAGGCGGGAGCUCUGGAGCCUGGCACAAGUGGGCGAUCCUACCUGCUCUGACUGUGAGGGGCUGAGCUGCCCAGAGAAUAUGCUGGACUCGACACUGCUCACCUCUGGCUACUUCGGAAUGCAUCCCCCCAAACCACCAGGGAAAUGUAGCCAUGGGGGCCAUUUUGACCAGAGCAGCUCCCAGCCACCCCGGGGAGGCAUCAACAAAGACAGCACAUCCCCAAGUUUCUCCCCACACCACGAGCUGCACCUCCAGGCUGCAGAAGUGGCACUCCUGGCCUCCAUCGAGGCCUUCAGCCUCCUGAGAAGCCGCCUGGGAGACAAGGCUUUCUCCAGGCUGCUGGACAUCACCCCAGCCUCCAGCCUGAGCUUUGUCCUGGACACCACAGGCAGCAUGGGCGAGGAAAUCAACGCGGCCAAGAUCCAGGCUCGCAGCAUCGUGGAGCAGCGGCAAGGCAGCCCCAUGGAGCCUGUUUUCUAUAUCUUGGUGCCCUUCCACGACCCAGGGUUUGGCCCCGUCUUUACAACCAGCGACCCAGACAGCUUCUGGCAGAAACUCAACGAGAUCCACGCCUUAGGGGGUGGAGAUGAGCCUGAGAUGUGCCUGUCUGCCCUGGAGCUAGCCCUGCUGCAUACCCCUCCCCUCUCUGACAUCUUCGUAUUCACUGACGCCUCACCCAAGGAUGCUCUUCUUACCAACCGGGUGGAAUCCCUGACUCGGGAGAGGCGCUGCCGGGUGACAUUCCUAGUAACAGAAGACCCAUCGAGGACUGGGGGUCGACGACGACGACGAGAGGCCUUGUCUCCUCUGCGUUUUGAACCAUAUGAAGCAAUAGCCCGGGCAUCAGGCGGAGAGGUGAUCUUCACCAAAGACCAGCACAUCCAGGAUGUGGCUGCCAUUGUUGGGGAGAGCCUGGCUGGUCUGGUGACCCUUCCCCUGGAGCCUCCUGUCUUCACCCCUGGGGAGCCGUGUGUGUUUGCUGUGGACAGUCUGCUCUGGCAGGUCACAGUCCGGUUGCACGGGGACAUCAGUAGCUUCUGGAUCAAGAGCCCUGCAGGGGUGUCCCAGGGCCCAGAGGAGGGCAUAGGUCCUCUGGGCCACACUCGUCGCUUUGGGCAGUUCUGGACGGUGACCAUGACUGACCCUCCUCAGACAGGGACUUGGGAGAUCCAGGUAGCAGCUGCGGGACCCCCCCGGGUGAGAGUACAAGCCCACACCUCUCUGGACUUCCUCUUUCAUUUCGGGAUCUCUAUGGAGGAUGGACCCCACCCUGGCCUCUACCCCCUGACUCAGCCAGUUGCAGGUCUCCAGACCCAGCUGCUGGUAGAAGUGACAGGGCUCACCUCUAGACAGAAGCUUGUGGGUGGCCAGCCACAGUUUUCCCAUGUUGUCCUUCGAAGGAUCCCGGAGGGCACUCAUUUGGGCCGGGUGUCCUUGGAGCCCGUGGGACCCCCUGAGCGAGGCCUCCUUGCUGCCUCGCUACCGCCCACACUGCUGUCAGUCUCUGCACCCUUCUCCCUGGAGCUGGUCGGCCAGGAUGGAGGGGGAGAGAGCCUGCGGAGGACUGCACCCCAGCCUUGCAGUGUGGCCCCCGUGCUUCUGGAGCUGAGUGGCCCUCCAGAUUUCUUGACCCCCGGCAGCAAGGCCCCUCUCAGCCUCCACAUCGCUAGCUUCUCUGGCCCCCAAAAUCUUGAUCUUAAGACAUCGGUGAACCCUGGCUUCUCCCUCACCUCCAACCUCUCCAGGGCUCACCUGGGACCGAAUGAGUCUGCCUGGGGACGCCUGUGGCUAGAGGUCCCAGAUUCAGCAGCCCCUGACAGUGUGGUGACAGUGACUGUGACUGCAGCAGGUCAGGAAGGCAGCCAGGUGCCCCCAACCCAUGCCUUCCUCCGGCUGCUGGUGCUGGCCCAGUCCUCGAAGGACCAGCUGGACACCCCGGCCCACGCCCCGGCCCACGCCCCGGCCCACGCCCCUGCCCACUCUGCUGCCCCUGUGCUGCCCCCAGCCAGCCCUAACUUGCUUCCUUCCACUUUGGUGACGCAGGGCAGAGCUGGGGGAGGGGUGGCGGGCAAAGCCUGGUGGGGAACAGUUGGAGGGGUGCUGUUUCUGCUAGGCUGCACUUCCUGGUAACACAGGGACAGGACAUCAGGCCCCAUUUUCAGUCUGUCCUAUGGGUGGGAUGGACACAAGGAUUCAGGGCCCUACCCUGCCUACCUGGUUUGGGGAUUUUUCUUCCAUCACAUUUGUCCCUCCCUUUCUUUCUUUCUCUCUUUCUUUCUUUCUUUCUAGAUUUAUUUAUUAUAUCUGAGU
Mus pahari (shrew mouse) is the source of this 3074-nucleotide messenger RNA. RefSeq names its product von Willebrand factor A domain containing 7 (gene Vwa7). The record is from RefSeq and is a predicted model, not a curated record. NCBI's taxonomy places the organism in Eukaryota, Metazoa, Chordata, Mammalia, Rodentia, Muridae. Bases 180 to 2894 code for a protein of 904 amino acids. The transcript is spliced from 17 exons.